AUGGUAAAAGGCAUUGUUCAAGCGUGGCAACUGCUUGCUCUGGGACGCUACCUGCACAGACACAAACAAGCAUCAUCUGAUCUCAUGGUCAGCAGCACAGCAGACGGAAAAUGCAUGAAGCCACGCCCCAACUUCUCGCCUCUCGAGAAGCCACGCCCCCAACCUCUCGCCUCUCGAGAAGCCACGCCCCCAACCUCUCGCCUCUCGAGAAGCCACGCCCCCAACCUCUCGCCUCUCGAGAAGCCACGCCCCCAACCUCUCGCCUCUCGAGAAGCCACGGCCCCAACCUCUCGCCUCUCGAGAAGCCACGCCCCCAGCCUUUUGCCUCUUGAGAAGCCACGCCCCCAACCUCUCGUAUCUCGAGAAGCCACGCCCCCAACCUCUCGCCUCUCGAGAAGCCACGCCCCCAACCUUUUGCCUCUCGAGAAGCCACGCCCCCAACCUCUCGCCUCUCGAGAAGCCACGCCCCCAGCCUUUUGCCUCUUGAGAAGCCACGCCCCCAACCUCUCGCAUCUCGAGAAGCCACGCCCCCAACCUCUCGCCUCUCGAGAAGCCACGCCCCCAGCCUUUUGCCUCUUGAGAAGCCACGCCCCCAACCUCUCCCACGCCCCCAGCCUUUUGCCUCUUGAGAAGCCACGCCCCCAACCUCUCGCAUCUCGAGAAGCCACGCCCCCAACCUCUCGCCUCUCGAGAAGCCACGCCCCCAGCCUUUUGCCUCUUGAGAAGCCACGCCCCCAACCUCUCGUAUCUCGAGAAGCCACGCUCCCAACCUCUCGCCUCUCGAGAAGCCACGCCCCCAGCCUUUUGCCUCUUGAGAAGCCACGCCCCCAACCUCUCGCCUCUCGAGAAGCCACGCCCCCACCCUCUCGCCUCUCGAGAAGCCACGCCCCCAACCUCUCGCCUUUCGAGAAGCCACGCCCCCAACCUCUCGCCUCUCGAGAAGCCACGCCCCCAACCUCUCGCCUUUCAAGAAGCCACGCCCCCAACCUCUCGCCUCUCGAGAAGCCACGCCCCCUUCAGCGCCCCCUUCUCUCUCCCCUCCUGACGGCGUGUGGCGACCCUCCGCGCCCCCAGCCGAACCUCCCACGGCCGCCUUCGCUGCUCCCGAGUGUCCCUGCCGCUGACGUCCACUUCCAAUCUCGGCGGGAUUUGUAG
This is a messenger RNA of Penaeus chinensis, 1155 nucleotides long. Its product is annotated as proline-rich protein 36-like. The transcript is spliced from 3 exons. The coding region runs from base 1 to 1155 and encodes 384 amino acids. The record is from RefSeq and is a predicted model, not a curated record. NCBI's taxonomy places the organism in Eukaryota, Metazoa, Arthropoda, Malacostraca, Decapoda, Penaeidae.